AAAGAAGAAAUGACACUCAAACUACAUAAGCGUAAUGUGAAAUCUGCCCUUAAGAAAGCCACUCCCUCUUCUCGAGAAAUAAAGUGUACUGAUCUUUUUCAUUCAACUUCAUGCAAGAGAUGGUGAGUUAAUGCGAGAAAUACCACAUUUAAUACCUUGUUGCCUGCCACAACUGUACAAAUCCAGUCAAACUAAAUCACUGCCGAUAUACAUUUGAUGCCAUUUACUGUGAGCAUACAAUAUUUUGUUUACAGAGUUGAACAGUUCCCAGUCUCCUGUCACAGUUCUUAACUGAAGACUGUAGUGGAUGAGCAUUCACCUACAAACAUCCAAAAUACAGUCAACAACAAUAUAAAUGUCUGAGAGUCAAAGCUGCAAAAUGGCAGAAACGUCUGAUUACGAAAAUCCUUUUACCUGUCCAAUCUGUCUUCAUCUUCUGAAGGGCCCAGUAACUACAGCUUGUGGCCACAGUUUCUGUAUGGACUGUCUCAAUGAGUACUGGGAUCGAGACGAUCAGAAGGGCAUUUACAGCUGCCCCCAGUGCAGGCAGUCGUUCAGCCCAAGACCUGUUCUCAGCAGAAGCACUGUGCUGGCAGAAGUUGUUGAGAAAAUGACAAGAGAGGCACCAGAAACAGAAACAAUCUCUUCUGUAACAUCUUUUGCUGUGUCUGGGGAUGUGGUGUGUGAUGUCUGCAUGAAGACCAAAUCAAAAGCCAUCAAGUCUUGCCUGACAUGUUUGGCUUCUUACUGUGACUCUCACAUCAAAGCCCAUUAUAUAUCUCCUGCAUUAAAGUGGCACAAACUGGUCAAAACUUCACCAUAUUUAAUGGACCAGAUCUGCUCUCAACAUCAUAAACCUCUGGAGCUUUACUGUUGCCAACAUCAGCAGCUGAUAUGUGUGCAAUGUGCUUUGAUUACUCAUCAGAACCACAAAAUGACUUCACCUGCUUCAAAAAGAGAACAAAUACAGGAACAGAUGGGGUCAAAUCAGAAUGUUCUAGAAAGAGAAAUGCAGAUGCGAGAGCAGAAGGUGCAAGAGUUAAGGAAAGCUGUGGAGGGUUUUAAGCACUCUUCACAGACAGCAGUGGAACAUAGCGAGAAGAUGUUUACUGAGCUGAUCCACUCCAUGGAGAAAAGACGAGCUGAGAUAACAGAGGUGAUCAGAGCUCAGGAGAAAGCAGAAGUAAGGCAUGUUGAAGAGCUCAUACAAACACUGGAGCAGGAGAUCAGUGAUCUGAGGAAGAGUCAUGAUGAACUGGGUCAGCUUUCACAGAUAAAGGAUGACAUCUAUGUCAUUCAGAAUUUCUCAGCUCUUUCCCUCAAGCAAUUUUCAAACUUGAACAACAUGUCUGUCAGCCAACGUCUGACAUUUGAGGAAAUUGAAACAAUUGUCAGUUUGCUGAAAAGCCAACUAGAUGAUCUCUGUGAUCAAGACAUUGUGAAAAUAUCAGAGAAAGUUCCCACUAUCUAUAUAAUGACGAACAAUAAGAAGAUUGCAAAGUAUUUGCCAUCUCGACCCAUGUCCAGAGAAGAGUUUCUUAUAUAUUCCACUAAUCUGAACCUGGAUCCAUCAUCAGCCUGCAAACAGCUCAGUGUAAACCACAUGUCUGUGUCGAGGUGUAAUGUUCAACAACAAUCUGCUUUCAACUACUCUUAUGACAAUUAUUAUAGCAACUAUGGCAAUCAGCAACGUUCUAACAGUACUUACCAGGUGUUGUGUAAGGAAAGAUUAUCUGGACGCUGUUAUUUUGAAGUUAAGUUCGAGGGAGCAGGUUGCUCUAUUGCAUUCUCAUAUGAUACUCUUAGUCAAGGCGGGACAAGUUUUAUCUUCGGCUCUAACAACAGAUCCUGGAUAUGUGAUUUUCCAACUGCUAAUAUUUGUGUGCAGCACAGUAACCUACAGACUAAUAUUCCUGUGAUCUUUAAAAUUGGAGUAUUUGUUGAUCAAGAUGCAGGAACUGUGACCUUCUACAAUGUCUCUGAUAAAAUGACCCUCCUGCACAGAAUCCAGACCACAUUCACUUCGCCCCUCUACCCUGGGUUUUCAUUUCAGAAAUGGGAAAAUAACUCAUCAGUGACAAUUUGUGAUCUUAAAAAUUAAUAAUCAUGUAAAUCCAGGGUUUUAGCCUCCUGACUGUUAUUUCAGCCCCCUUAAUCUAUAAUCGCCUUUUCUUUUCUUUUAUUAGCAAAGUUUGUUAAAAUGUCUGUCUUGAAAAGUAUAACAUAAACACACUCUGUUAUGUCUUAAUUAAAGGUAAACAUUUAGAAAAUAUUGUAUAUGUUUCAAUAUAACCGAUCCAUGCUUGAGUUCUAAAGUGACAGCAUACCUUCUGUUAUCUAUGUUAAUAAUAUUAAUCAAACAACAACAAAACAAAUAAUCAUUUACUGCUCUUAAUUAAAUAAUUUUUGUAGCUUUAUUAGGUAUCUGUGUGUAUUUACUGCAUACAUUAAUACAAUUUUCACAAGCACUGUAUAGUACUGUUUAAUUUGUACUUUUGAUAUAUUGCAUUUAUUUGUUCUUUUGCUUGUAAUUUGUUUAUUUGUUAUUUUAUUAUUGACUGUUUACUUGUCUUUAAUGUUUGAACUUUAUAUUAGUUAGGCCAGUAUUAAUGUUUUGUUGUGAUCAUGAAUUGGAAUUGGAAAAUUGUGAAAUUUCACUCUAGUAUCUUAAAUGUUGGUAUCAUAAAUGUAUAUAGGUCAAAAGCAACAGAAGCAGAAACUUAAUUUGUUUAGGGGGCCAAUGAAUAUUUUGGCAGGGAAAGUAAAUGCCCAAUAUAAUGGCCUGAUCAGCUAUUUAUAUUUAUAGUUAACAGUAACACUUAUUAAUACAAAAUAUAUGACAAUAUUAUGUUAGUCAGAUGUAUACUGGAGUCGAUUAACGCGUAUACGCGUUAUGAGUCAUUUUCUCCUGAUAACCCCGAAAAGAACUUAAAUUAUACUUUCAGUUUUGAUCAUACAGAUAAGAGCAAUA
This is a messenger RNA of Carassius gibelio (silver crucian carp), 2971 nucleotides long. Its product is annotated as tripartite motif-containing protein 16. The record is from RefSeq and is a predicted model, not a curated record. NCBI's taxonomy places the organism in Eukaryota, Metazoa, Chordata, Actinopteri, Cypriniformes, Cyprinidae. The coding region runs from base 356 to 2101 and encodes 581 amino acids. The transcript is spliced from 8 exons. Gene Ontology annotation, molecular function: protein binding; zinc ion binding.